Messenger RNA from Symbiodinium sp. CCMP2592, 1161 nucleotides. Lineage: Eukaryota; Dinophyceae; Suessiales; Symbiodiniaceae. The record is from the annotation of a GenBank genome assembly.
AUGGCGCUGUCCUGGUGCUGGUUGAUGGCGCUUCCAGAUGAGCCCGCAGGCCUCGACUUCGAGGCCGAAGGCGGCAGCAAGAAGAAAAGUGACGACGACGAGGUACAGUCCGAGGAGACUUCCUCCACUGCCGAGUCUAUCGCUUCCCAAGCGCCGGACUCCGAGAGCGAGUCCAGAUGUUACGACCUCGGCGAGGGCCUGAGCGCCUUCCGCACCAGAGCGCUCGCAAUGCAGGAUUCGGAGCGGCAUCGGACCCUCGCCAGCGCUGCUUGCGACCUUGUCUCAGGCCUGGCCACGGGGCCGUCCUCGCAGCUUCCCGACCUCUCGGCCACCGCGAGGCUUCCGGAUGAUGAGGCAGCAGACUCCGUUUGCCUGAAGGUUCGGCAUAGUCAGGCCAUCGAGGGCGAAAUCGCCACCCGUUCACGCAUCGGCUAUAGCGUCUACAUGCAGGAGGAGACCAGCUUUAUCCUCCGUGUCCAUGGCGACGAAGUCGUGCUGGAAACACCCGGCCUCGAGUUUAGACCUCUUCGCGACGCCGCGGCGCUGCGAGGGAAGCUCAGGGCGCUCCUGGGAGGUGCCUUCUCGAAGCAAACGGCCUACAAGUGGUGGGAGGCUCAUGCAGACGAGGUCUGCCCCUUCGAAAGCUCCAAGCUCCGAUGGAUCAUCGAGUCCAUCCUCGGGCUACGAAGCAUUAGUGCAGUGACGCCCCAGGAGGGCAGAGAGAACGUCCUGUGGGGCUUCUUGCAUGCACGGAGGUUGCGGCCAGAAUGCUUCCACUUCUGGGAGGACGAGCGCCUUGGGGUUCGCGUCGUCGGCGUCGCCGCGCCGCCCCAGAGCGAGGAAGAAGCGGAACUGCAGGUGUGCUCUGAUGCCAUGAUCGCGCAGGUUCCUCAACGAGACUUGACCUUGGGCGAGUAUUUCAUGCCUUCCAGCAUGAACUGGCUCGCUCUCUUCAACUCGGACAUCAUAGGCCAACCGGGCGCCAACCCGGGCAAAGUUGCUAAGCUGCUCAGUGCUGCGAGAGAAUGGGGUCCUGCAGAGGACGGCUGGCAGCAGCAGGAUCGGUCCUGGAACUGCGUGGAUCAGAAGAACUUUUUUGGACGGACGACGCUGAAGCAGGGUCGUGUGAUAUGGGCGUUGGCAAGGUCCGAUGAAGACUGA